AUGCAACACCCAACCCAAACCACCCAAACGCCCCCCGGCCGAGUCCUCCAUCGCCGAAACUCUCGCGGCGCUGCAAUGACCACCAAGGAGCUCACUUCGCGGCCUCCUGGAACAGAGGAGCGCCCCAUGACGCCGGAGCGCACCUACACCCAUGUUGUGUCCCCGGCCCCGGCCACCCUCCCUAAGCCCGCUGACGCGUCCACAACCAUCGGCGGAGACAUCGCCAGAACCCCUAACCAGGGGGACCGGCCAGCCCGUGUAUACAUGGAGAAACUCCCCCAGGGGACGGACAGCCGUACCCACCUCCAAGUGGAGGUCGCAGAGGACAAAGAUGGGCCGUGGACGGUGGCAACCGGACGAACGGCUCGUACCCAUCGGGAGUCGAUUGGUAGCCGUAAAUCAAGCCCUGCUGAUAGGGUUAGUAUAGAAGUAGACCAGGCGCGUGGACAAAUAGAGGACAUAACCUCCAUUGUGGACGAAGCUGCAGCUUCGAUGUCGCCUGAGGUGCUACGGCUCAUAGCCGACAGAUACGCCAGUUUGGCCAGCGCUGUGGAACAGAGGACCCCAGCCCCGAGACCGGAAUCCCUGACUGACACUACUCCUGAGUCUAAGGAUGAGUCAGAAGCAAUCGGUGGAGCAGCGGAAAAAUCGGACGCCAAACCGGGGCCCGAUGACAGCCCCGACAGCGAGCCAGAGGGCUCGGAUGGACACCCCUACCACCUGGGAGAAGCUGAGUGGUCGAAGGAGACUCAGGAACCGGAAACUCCGUUGGCCGGUCCCUCCCGAGAUAAGGGAAAGGGCCCUGACCCCGGCAACUGGGGCGGAAUAAACAUAUCCGAAAGCGAGCUGGAAUAUCAAAGAGAUGCCUGGAAAGCAUUCGAAUUAGCCCAUGAGGAGCAGGACAAAGGGAAGCACAGACAAAGCCCAGUGGUGACUCCGGUUGAAAGAGGACACCCACCGGGGGGUAGUGCCCCCUUGUCCAGGGACGCGACUUCCGUGAAGGGCGAGGAGAUGGGAGCGGCCGCCAGAGACCAAGGCGUGUUCAUGCGCAAGUUCAAGCGAAUGAGGGAAAGACUGGCUGAGCUGGAAGAACGAGAGAGUCUGAGGAAGGCAUCUCGACCAGCAGCGAGCCCAGUAGAAAGCCCGCGUCUGGCCAGCGCCGAAAUAUUCACUCCCCCUCGCCCGAAGAUUGUUAAAAAGCGGUCGACCUCGAAAACGAAGCCCAAUGGCUUUGUAACGAGCAUGCUGCGAGGGGUAAGCCUUCAGCCAUCUGAUGAUAGUGGGUCCAGCCCUGACCCUUCCUCUGGAGACUCGGACUCAAAGGGGGGACCCACCGAUAGUUCAUCUGGUGAAUCAGGAUCAGAAUACGGGUCUUCGGAUUCGAGCUCGGAUUCGGAUAGCUCCGACUCUGACUCUAGUGGCCCUCGCUCCAAGAAGAAGCCUUCCAAGAAGAAAAAGAAGUCGAGCAAGCCAGCCAGGGGAAAGAUGUUGGUUAAGCCCAACCCCCCUGCUUGCUACGACGGAUCUGAGAACGCCGACCUGUACACCCAAUCGUUUUUGGACGGCGAUGCCAAGGACUUCUAUAAUCGGCGUAUUCGUGGUCAGGAACACAAGUGGACGCUAAAAAAGAUGCUGCGACGGUUGCUGAAGUACUGCUUCUCGCUGGACUAUCGCCAGAAGCAGCGCAAGAGACUAAAUCGAUGUCACCAGAACGGGAAAUCAGUAAAUAAACACGUACUGGAACUCGAGAGCAUACUGCUCCAAAUCGGAUUGAAGAAAGACCGAGAGCGUGUGGCACUCCUCUGGAACAGCUUCGACGCUGAUAUCCAGGAAGAGCUCUUCCGAUUUGGCCUUGAUCCUGAAAAGUCGAGGUGGAAACGAGUGGUGAAGAAAGCUGUCCGAGCCGAGCGAUUCCUUAGCCUAGACAGGCGGCGAAAGGGAAAGGCGACGGCAGUUGCUACGACAGGCGUGGGCCCAGGCCAGCACGGCCAGGAUCAAGAAGAGAAGCGGAGAAGGUUCUUCCCACGGAAACAGGGCGGCAUUAUCAAAGCAGCUGCCGCCACAGUGGAACCACCUCGGGAAAGCGGACCAAGACCCGCGGCUCGAUACCCGUCCGCCGUUGCCACGGCCUCCCCAUUGGGCAAGGCCCAGAACACACCUGACCGACCCUGGGAGCAACGGUUGUCCCCUCAGAAACGAGCUGAGCUGAUGGCCCGGGGUGUGUGUUUAAACUGCGAGGAGUCGGGCCAUAUGGCGCGCAGCUGUCCUAAGCUGACGUCAAUGAAGUCUAAGGUAAAGGGGAAACCACCGGGCUUUGGAGCACAUGGCGUGAGCCUGCGCACGGCCUCCCUGGGCAAAACCACGGAAGUGUUCGAGGCCUUGAACGUGGCCAGCGCCUCCUGGUUCGAGGUCCGGGAUAAUGGAGAGGUGCUGGAACAACUGUUGGAGGCAUCAGGCCUCGGCUCAAGCGACUGGGAGGAGACUGCGGGAACUGACCACGCGUCCGAGGGUAUAUCCAGUUGCGGAUUGAGCUGCCCAGAGGUCGAGGCCUUGGCGGGGGAGCUCGAGGCGUUGUCUCUGGGACCAGGCCCAAGCACCAAGUGGAAACCGGACCUCGGCCCUAUAGACCGAUCCGUCAGAUUGGUGGGGGAAGCGUCCGAACCCAGUGAGCUCGUGGGAGACUUGGCAGCCCGCUUUGCAAGCAUGGUGCUACAGAGAUGCGCACCGUUUCCUGGCGACGAUGGCUCAGAGCCAACCGAGGGUCGAUUCCUGGUAUACCGCGUGAAAGGGACGGACUAUCAUUGCAUUCUCGAUUGCGGUACGCCACUGAGCAUCUUAGAAGGCGACGAGCUAAUACCGUCAUCUUGUCUAGAGGACGCGGACUUUGAGCUGGGGUGGCACUGGGCACAGAAGUGCUACCUGGCCCAAGGAAUACACCCGGAUGCCCCCGGUCUAUUGUUGCCUGACCGUUAUUUCUGUGCGCUAGGCGACUCGAUCUUAGCCAUGACCCUAAUCCUGCUGCAGACUUACGGAUGCGAACGGCCAAAUGAAGAAGUGGAUGCUGAAGAUGCGUCUCUCUUUGAAGGGCUUGAGGGCCUGAGCACAUACUCAUAG
Molecule: messenger RNA, 3114 nt
Organism: Mycena citricolor
Lineage: Eukaryota; Fungi; Basidiomycota; Agaricomycetes; Agaricales; Mycenaceae
Source: the annotation of a GenBank genome assembly